CUCUGGAUAGAGCGGAACAAUAUCCUAUCUAUCUAUCUAUCUAUCUAUCUAGUCAACUUCCCUCGACUUUUAGUGUACUGUUAUUAUAUCAAUCCGUGCUAUAUCUAUCUAGUUAUGUUACUAGCAGAGCUGCACAAAUUUCUCAGGAAAUCCGUGAAACUGUGAAAAACAAAAUCCGGGAAUAACAAGUGAUAAAAAUCCUUAAUAAAUAAACCCGUGAAAUAUCCCGGGACGGAUAAUCUUGAAUGGUUGAAAGGCUGGCAGGGGGUUAGAGGGUCAUGAGAAACUAGCUCAGCUUAUCCAACCCAAUGAAUGGAAUUGAUUCCAAUUGAUGAAGAUUGAAAAAGAAGGGAAAACCUGCUGAAAAAGUGAAUUCUUAUGAAAACAAACAGUGAAUUGAUUUGACACAAUAAUGUUGGAAGACGAUAAAGUAUCGGAUUAAAAGUGAUUUAGAGGAGUGAGAAAAUGCGCUGGAUUCAGUUUAUUCUGCUUGUGGGCAGUACAGUGCAGUACAGUGCACAGUUCCAAUCCUGCCCGUCUGUUUGUACAUGCAAAUGGAAAAAUGGGAAGAGAUGGGUGGAGUGCAGGAACAAGGGACAAAUAUCUCUACCAGACAAUAUAGAUCCAGAAACACAGGUUUUGGAUUUGACCGGUAACAAUCUUCAAAUUCUACCUAGAGAAGUUUUCAGUCGACAUGGACUUUUAAACCUUCAGAAACUCAAGCUAUCAGACUGCAAUAUAGGUCAGAUUGAUCCUACGGCAUUCCGUGGUCUCACCAACCUGGUAGAACUGGAUCUAUCUGGGAACCUACUUAAUACUGUUCCUACUCCAACUUUCUCAGAUAUACCGUAUCUGCGUGACCUUGCCUUGAACAAUAAUCCUCUUCAAAGGAUUGAAAAUUCUGCUUUUGAGAUGAUUCCUCAGCUAGUAUCAUUGGAUCUAUCAGGUUGCCAAAUACGUCGUGUUCAUGCCAGAGGUUUCUUCAACAUUAAAAACUUGCUCAAACUCUCUCUUCAUAAUAAUAAAAUUGAAGAAUUAAAACAGAAAGUAUUUGAAAAUUUACGGGAACUCCAUUCUUUGAGCAUUCAUGAGAAUCCCUGGAAUUGUGAUUGUUCCAUCAGGCCUCUCAUAGAUUGGUUGAAUGUAGAGAAUAUACCCUUGCUGGAUCAGCCACGUUGCUUUCUCCCAGACAGGCUGAGAGGAAACCGGUUUUCAGAUAUACCAUUGCAGGAGUUUGCCUGUGCUCCUCAGAUGUUGCCUGUUCAGGCAGUUAUCGAAGGAAAUAUAGGAGGAAAAGGAUCUUUAACCUGUCGUAUCCAUAGUGUACCCGCCGGUACAAUCACCUGGUACCGGGCCGGUACCAUACUGCAGAACUACAGUACAGAGGAGAGGGGUACAAGGAAGCUCUUUGUUUAUCAGAAAACUGAAGGACCAGAGAUAUCAAGUCUUUUAGUCCUGGAUGAGUUGGAUGAGGAGGAUGGUGGAGAGUAUCUAUGUGUGGGAGAAAACAGUGCAGGACGUAUUCAGACAAAUUUUACUCUCAACACAGGUUACUAUGAGGUUGGAAGUGUAUUGAGUGGAGGUGAGAUAGCUGGUAUAGCUGUAACCUUGAUUCUCCUGGUUCUGGUGCUACUGGUUAUAUUGAUGGUGGUUCUGCAGAAAAUAAAACCUUAUUUUGUAUCAGGUAAAAAGCAGCGAGGGGGAGUUGAUACAACUGAUCAGGUAGCCGGGGGGCCAGCUGACCAGCAGCCUAGUCAGGCAGCGCAGGCCGGACAGAGUAAUCCUGUUCAGAAUCCUCCAAGGAUUACAGAGCUAACGAAAGGUGAAAUCCGAACUAAUGGGAGUAUAGCAAUCAACGGAACUACCUACACCCCACCCUCUGGUGUACAGAACGGAUAUAUAAACCCCGAUGUGAUUCCUAAUUUACCAAACGGGAUCAUUGGAUCGGAUAGUAGUGACACAAGUGGAUCUGAGAUAAGAGUCCACUAUUCGGAGGAAAUUGCACAAAAUCUUGCAAACCGACAAACAGACAUUACAGGUUUUCCUGUUGCUGGCUCCACCCCCCGUGGAGGUGCAUUAGGGCGGUACGAAAACUUCCCGCCCCCUCUCAGUAGCGUUGGAGUCUCUAGCCCUAGCUAUUCAAGGUUAGAAAGCGACAGUCUCUACCCGUCCUCUUUAUAUGAUCUAGGACGACCUUUAGAUCCUCUAAUGGCCUCCAUGGAGGUCCAGAGAACACCGAUUGAAGGCCGGCGGUCCGGUCGUCAUAGUCCAGCCAUGCGAAGUCCCAAACCUACCACAAGGACCGGGCUGGAAAGUCCUAAAACUUUACCCCGGUCCUGUUUUCGUCCUUCUCCGGGUGGGUUGAAUAGUCCAAGGACUGUGAGGAGUUCACAAUUCAAUAACUCAACGCUAGGGGACGAAUCCUACAGUUCUGAGAGAUUUGGAGAGUUGGAUUUAAGUGUUUCUAGUGCUUCCGUCUUCCAACCUGAAUCCCAACCCUUCCAAUCCAGUGAAUUCAACUCCAUCUACGGACAAAAAAGUGAACUAAGGACUCACGGAGGUACCCCCCUCCAGUACCGUUUAAACCCUGGGUACCAGGACUCAACGGGCGGAUUUAAACCUGAGCACACGUUUAAUACUAAUGGAGAGUCAACCUUGCAGUUGAACAGAAGAUCGGACAGUUUCGUGUACGGCACUCUUCCUAAAGGGUUGUCUGGAAAGGCUGUGUUAGAAUCCCGAGUACCUGAUUGGCUGAAUCCAUCCUAUCCUUCCAACCAUUCACUCUCACAACCAGCCUCAAACUCAUACUCACAACCCAGACCAUACUCACAACCCUACUCCCAACCCCAGUCCUACUCCCAACCCCAGUCCUACUCCCAACCCCAGUCAUAUUCCCAACCAAACUCCCAAUUCUCUCAACAGCAAUAUUCCCAACCUUUAUCCCAAUCUUCUAACUAUUCUCAACAGCCAUCCUAUCCUACUGACUACGGGUUACCUUACAGGUUUGGAGGAAUAGUUAAUCCUCUGGAGACCCUUGAGGAGGAGGAGAUUUCAAGCCCGGAGUAUAUUCAUCCAUCAAUCAGAGCUCUAGAUAUGCUUAAUCAUACUCCAGGUUCUGGUUUUACAAAAACUAAUAUGGAUAAUUCGUCAUCACAGGAGUCAAGUAGUGGAAGAGGGAGUAGUAGUCCUAACACAACAAGAUCUUGGACUAAACCUUUAAAACAAUCUAAACAAGGAUCAAGUCCCCGUGAGUCCCCAGACGAAGGAAUACAAACAGAUUGCGGGACUGAUGUUUAAUUGUUAAACCAUACCAGAUAUCCAUACCAGAUAUCCAGACCUGAUAUCCAUACCAGAUAUCCAGACCAGAUAUCCAGAUCAGUUAUCCAGACCAGCUAUACAGACCAGAUAUCCAGAUCAGAUAUCCAGACCAGAAAUCCAUACCAGAUAUCCAAACUAGACAUCCAUACCAGAUAUCUACACCGGAUAUCCAGACCAGAUAUCCAUACCAGAUAUCCACACCAGUUAUACAGACCAGAUAUUCAGACAAGAUAUCCUUACCAGAUAUCCACACCAGAUAUCCAGACAAGAUAUCCAGACAAGAUAUCCUUACCAGAUAUCCAGACAAGAUAUCUUUAACAUAUUCAACAAACAUGUCGUUCAAUAUUAAAUGAAAACAUUUAUUCAAUUAAAGACAAGAACUUUUUCAUUUACAAGAAUCUUUAUAUUUUCAGCUAAACCAAUUAACUGAACAAAUCCAACUUACAAUCAAUAAACUCACAAUUUCCCUUUUAAAGCUCCAGAGGUCGAAAUUUUUGAGGUAGCGAGAACAUUUGAAGCGAUUGCGCGAUUAAUCCGUGAAGAAGUUAAUCCACAUCUUCGCGAUUCCUCCUUCACCGAGAGCAGAGUUGCUUUAGAUCUGUCGAUGUUGCCAUUAUUUCAAGAGACAUUCAAAAGGAAAAAUGUUAAUCCAGAAAAAAUGCGUUUUAUGUUUUUUGUUUUUUGUUUUGUUUUGUUUUUUGAAUGAAUUAAAAAUACAAAAGUCUCAACCUCUGAAUAUUUAAGUAUUGCAGUAGUUUCAUUCUAAACUUUUUAAUGGCAUUAUUUUCCCUCUCUUUCUCUAGCAGCUUGUUCAACAUUAAUAUUCGUUGUUAGAUAUAUUUUCUUGUAAGUUAUUAACAUUUUCUAUUUUAAAUAUAGGAUUCCCGUCAUUAUUGGGUCACCCCUUCCCCCUCUCCUUAUGCAAAUUUANU
Eurytemora carolleeae is the source of this 4250-nucleotide messenger RNA. RefSeq lists its product as uncharacterized. The record is from RefSeq and is a predicted model, not a curated record. Bases 466 to 3297 code for a protein of 943 amino acids. Gene Ontology annotation, molecular function: protein binding. The transcript has 24 exons. Lineage: Eukaryota; Metazoa; Arthropoda; Copepoda; Calanoida; Temoridae.